GCCGAUUCUAUCGCCCUCUUCUGGUAGAAAAUCGACAAAUUAAUUCUUCAAACAUAACCCCUAAUUUCUCUCCGAAAUUGGGUUUUUGUACUUUUAUCUGAGACUUAAGCGAUUUUUUCGAACACUUUUGAGGAAUUGGAUGAAAUAUAAAGUGUUUAGAUAGAGAAGAGAAGAAUUUUUGUUAGUGGAAAUUACGAAUUUUAAAGAGAAAUUUAAGUUAAAAAAUGGACGAGGCUUUAGUGACACCUUGUGCAUUCAAAUUGACUUUUUCGAAGCAAAUUUACCGCGUUGAGCUUUCACCUUACGAAUGGUCUCAACAUUUAAUUUGCAUCGCCCUAGAUCAGGAAAUCAUUGUCGGCACGGUAAAAUUCCAGGAAGAAGACGAAAUUGUCGAUGAUAUUCUCUACACUCCUCUGAGAACUUUCCACCACGAAACUCGAGUUCAUGCGAUUGCCUGGAGUCCAGAAACGUCGCUGAGCGUUGUUCCAAAAGUUGUUUCGUUUUGCAUUGCUGGUGCAGAUUUUAAAAUUAGAAGAUACACUAGUAAUUUGAGCGAUUUUAAUACCUACGAGAUUUUAGAUGGACACAAAGAUUACGUGAAUUCGAUUUCUUAUGAGCCGGAAGGCGAACUUUUGGCUUCCGUUUCUGACGACCACACCUGCAAACUUUGGGCAGUGAAAGAGGAGGAACAAAAAUGCAUUUCUACAUUUUUUCUGACUUCACCAGGAGUCAGUGUCUGUUGGCAUAGCGAGGAAUCGGGAAAAUUGCUCGUUGCUGAGAAAAAUGGGUUGAUACGAAUGUUUAAUGUCCGAAGCCAACAAGCGAUUAUGUCUUUGGAUGCAGGAACUGUUCCUUUAUCGGCUGCCGAUUGGGGUCCAAAUCCUUUAAAAGUCAUCUGCGUAGCUGCUGGAGAACUUUUGCUUUGGGACGUCUCCAGGCCCAGCCGACCAGUAGAAAGUCGAACUCUCCACGUGGAAGGAGGACUAACCGUAAAAUUUUCUUUCGCAAGUGAAAAUCUUGUUGCCAGUAUCGGCCGACCAGAUACUCUCCUGAAAAUUACGAAUUUGAGCACAAAACAAGUAAUUCUCUGCGGAAAAAUAAAACUUUUUGGAGGAUUAAGUUGGCAUCAAAGAUUGCCCUACGUUUGCGCAGGAAGUGAUAGAGAACUUCUAUUUUGGAGAAUAAAUAAUAAAUAAUAACUCGACGUUAUUUUUCGAGAUAUAAUUCUUUAGGAAAAGUAAGUAACUUUUUUGUGUAAGAAAGUAUAAGCGAUGAUCUAUUUUGUAUCCAUUUUAUUGUUUUUUUAGAUAUUGGGACUUUUGAAUAUAAAAUUAAGAU
Messenger RNA from Belonocnema kinseyi, 1338 nucleotides. RefSeq names its product nucleoporin Nup37 (gene Nup37). The record is from RefSeq and is a predicted model, not a curated record. Gene Ontology annotation, cellular component: nuclear pore outer ring. The transcript is spliced from 5 exons. NCBI's taxonomy places the organism in Eukaryota, Metazoa, Arthropoda, Insecta, Hymenoptera, Cynipidae. Gene Ontology annotation, molecular function: protein binding. The coding region runs from base 225 to 1196 and encodes 323 amino acids.